Myotis davidii is the source of this 2549-nucleotide messenger RNA. It is a transcript of the gene EIF2D, whose product is annotated as eukaryotic translation initiation factor 2D. Gene Ontology annotation, biological process: translational initiation; formation of translation preinitiation complex. The record is from RefSeq and is a predicted model, not a curated record. The transcript is spliced from 16 exons. The coding region runs from base 180 to 1937 and encodes 585 amino acids. Lineage: Eukaryota; Metazoa; Chordata; Mammalia; Chiroptera; Vespertilionidae. Gene Ontology annotation, molecular function: RNA binding; translation initiation factor activity.
GCGGCCGCGAAGCUCCGCGGUCGCGGUUUCCAGUCGGGCCUAUAUUCCAGCUGGGCUCCUUUCCCGGCCAGGCCCCAGCAUGGCUGCGCCCAGGGCUGCGGGGUGGGCAGACGCCGCGCUCUCGUUUUCCUGACAGCCUCUGGCUUCCGUGCUCGACUUCUCAGGCCACUCCAGCAAACAUGUUUGCCAAGGCCUUUCGGGUCAGGUCCAACACGGCCAUCAAGGGAUCGGACAGGAGAAAGCUUCGAGCUGACGUGACAGCUGCGUUCCCCGCCCUGGGGACCGACCAGGCCUCCGAGCUGGUGCCUGGGAAGGAAGAGCUCAGCAUCGUGAAGCUGUAUGCUCACAGAGGGGAUGCCGUGACUGUGUACGUGAGUGGUGGUAACCCCGUCCUAUUUGAACUGGAGAAAAAUCUGUACCCGACAGUGUACACCCUGUGGUCAUAUCCUGAUCUUCUACCAGCAUUCACAACAUGGCCUCUGGUGCUCGAAAAACUAGUGGGGGGAGCAGAUUUGAUGCUGCCGGGAAUAGUGGUGCCCCCUGCUGGUCUGCCUCAGGUACAGAAGGGUGACCUCUGUGCCAUUGUCUUGGUGGGAAACAGGGCCCCUGUGGCCAUCGGAGUGGCUGCCAUGUCCACAUCUGAGAUGCUGACUUCAGGCCUGAAGGGAAGGGGCUUCUCUGUGCUCCACACCUACGAGGACCACUUGUGGCGAUCUGGAGACAAGUCCUCUCCACCUUUCAUUGCCCCACUGACCCUGGAUCCCCCAGAUGUCAGUGAAGAGAAGGGGUCUGUCCAGGCAGGCCCCGCCCUGCAGGAUGACAUGAGGCGCCUUACCCUGGAGGGGAAGGAGGAGGAGAAUGGGGAAGAUCAACAGAUGUGUGGGGAGAAGACCCUACCAGAAGCCUCAGAAGACCCUGGCGUCGGGGGCCUGAACCCAGACCCCGCAGACAGCAAGACCCUUCAAGAGCAAAUGGAUGAACUGCUACAGCAAUGCUUCUUGCAUGCUUUGAAGUGCCGAAUCAAAAAGACCGACUUCCCUCUACUCACUAGCACUUUCCUCGGUAGCCACGUGUUCUCCUGCUGCCCUGAAGGACGGCAACUGGACAUAAAGAAGUCGAGCUACAAAAAACUCUCUAAGUUCCUGCAGCAAAUGCAGCAGGAGCAGAUUAUACAGGUCAAGGAGCUGAGCAAAGGGGUGGAGAGCAUUGUGGCUGUGGACUGGAAACACCCCAGGAUCACAUCUUUCGUCAUACCUGAGCCCUCCCCGACCUCCCAGACUAUCCAGGAGGGUAGCAGGGAACAGCCCUAUCACCCUCCAGAUAUAAAACCCCUCUACUGUGUCCCAGCCAGCAUGAGCCUGCUCUUCCAGGAGUCUGGCCACAAGAAGGGGAGCAUUCUCGAGGGCAGUGAGGUCCGGAUGAUCAUCAUUAACUACGCCAAGAAAAACGACCUGGUUGAUGCCAACAACAAGAAUCUUGUGCACUUGGAUCCCAUCCUGUGUGACUGCAUCUUAGAGAAAAGUGAACAGCACACAGUCAUGAAGCUUCCAUGGGACAGUCUCCUGACCAGGUGUUUGGAAAAGCUGCAGCCUGCCUAUCAAGUGACCUUUCCCGGACAAGAGCCCAUUGUGAAGAAAGGCAAAAUCUGCCCCAUUGACAUCACCCUAGCACAGAGAUCAUACAAUAAAAAGGUGACUGUGGUCCGGAAUUUGGAGGCCUACGGUCUGGACCCAUGCACAGUGGCUGCCACCCUGCAGCAGCGAUGUCAGGCUAGCACCACUGUCACUCCUGCCCCUGGGGCCAAGGACAGCCUGCAGGUCCAGAUCCAGGGAAACCAGGUCCACCACCUGGGCCGGCUGUUGCUUGAAGAGUAUCAGCUUCCUCGGAAACACAUCCAAGGCCUCGAAAAGGCCCCCAAGCCCGGCAAGAAGAAGUGACAGACUCGCUUCCUGUGGUCGAUCCCGUGGAACCCAGCUAAAAUAUACUAAAUUUUCAAGCCAGAGCCGUUUCACCAAACAGAAGAGGCUGGCGUGCCUUCCCAUUCAGGUUUGGGUUCCUCCCUGGUUCUCAAGCCCAGCCCACCAGAGUGCAGGCAGGUGAGGCCCUCCUGUUAGUUUGAAGUCCCUCUGACAGAUAACCCACAGCCUCUUGCUCAUCUAUUCCUACUAAUUAGCCUCCCAGGCCAAAAUUAUCCUUCCCAUCUCUAAGGGUUACUCAUACAGAAAGCAGAAACCAGCUGUUUGGCCUGGGUUGAUGACAAAAGAGGCAAGGACUGGCCAUGAAUUACGGCAAAAUUUAAACUCAAUAAACAGGAAACGAUAAAAGCACAUCAGGACGUGGGUUUCUGUCUAGUGAUUCUUCCCAGCGUUCGUUAGUGCACUGCCACUGGCAGUGGUAAACUGAGGCAGCUUCCUUACCGUGAAGGCUUAUCAGGCAAAUGCUUUCUGAACUUCCUAACUGGGGCUCCUGCUAAUGUAGCUGGUUUUCAGAGGGGCCAUGAGCUCCCUGAAAUAGUACACCAGGUUUUGUUUGAUCAUUUUUCCAAGAGA